GGAAGUACUACAGUGUUGCCAGCCUGUUGCUGAGAAGAGAGGAGGGACGCUGUCUGGUUGUCUGGGAAAGAGAUUAAGCAGACAGCGCUUCCCAGAAACCCAUUACAGUGCAGUUGAACUGUAUGGCUAUGAAUGCUUCUGAUAAAAUCCAUGAAGUACAGCGUGCCCUUCACAGGGCUAAGCUAAAAAUAACUAGAUUAAAAGGGGAACCUGGGGAGAAGGAAGAUUCCUUCGUAAAUGAAGUGGAGCUCAGAACUGUUGCAGAGAAGCAAAAUAAAGAACAAGACCUACUAGUUGAUAUGUACAAAGGCACGUCCUGGUUUGUGGUUUCAUAUUAGCAGUGUCCUUCCUUUUGGCUUGGAACCUAUAUUGACUGGGGGCUGGUUUGAUUUAACACUCCACAACGAUCUCUACUGGUCUCAGGUGGAUGACAGUCAGGUUGAACCUACCUCUAGGCUAAUCCCAAAGUAAAUGAGGAACUGAAGGAAAGACUGCCUGCCACAAAAAAGCACCAUUGUGAAGACAUAAAAAAACAAUCCAGUAAGCUUGAGACCAGUUUCCAAAAGUUGGAGGCGAUCUCUAAACCACUGCCAGAGCAAACAAAAUCCGGAGCAGAAAUGGAGAAUUUGUUCAAAGAGAGGAAGCAUUUACAAAACUUUGUUGAAAAAGAAGAUAGAGUUGGGUUGGAAGACUUGGAAAGUACAGCGGGCAAAGACACAACGUCUCAGGACGGAAGAAUAGAGACAGUAGAAAAACCCCACUGUGGGACUGUUACUGACACAUGUGGGGGUGCGGAUCACAGCUACAUAAUUCAGAAACAGGCCUGUAAAGAGGGUUCAGAACCUCAGACUUCUCACUCCAGUGAAACACUUGAAAUCAAGAGCAAAACUGCCAGUAGCAUUGCUAGAACAUGCAGGACUGUCUCUUCUCAAGAGCUCAGAAUACUUCAUACUGGCCCUCAAACCCAGAAGAAAACUGCUGCUGCUGUUGGCGUACAUGAAAAUCAAGGUAACACCCUGACAAGUGGCUCCUUAACCCCUGAAAAAGCAACUCCUAUCCUAGAUAAGGACAAGAAUAUAGCUUUCCUCUUGAAAGAGUUGGACUCCGUGAGAGAUAUCAAUAAGAAGCUCCAGGACAGACUCUCAGGGAAAGAAAGAGAGCUGGAGACCAGAAAACUUGAUGUUGAGCUGCAGGACAAGGUGAUGGAGGCUCAUGCAGCUGAACAGGCUGCAGCUCUAGUUGAAGAAAUAUACCAUGCCCAGAGGGAACGAGACCAAGCAGUAAUGGCUAGACUAAGGCUGGCCAACGAGGAAAGAGAUGAAGCCCUUUUACGAGCCAAGCGGCUGGAGCAGGCAAUAGUGGAGCUGGAGAAUAUUAACCCUGAAGAAAAUGACAUGUCAUUACAGGAAUUACUAAACAAAGUAAACAAUGCAGACUCCGGGUUGCUGAUCGAGAAGAGUGGAGCCGUGAUAGUGGACCGAAUACACAAGACUAGAGAGAGGAGAAAGAAGAUUACAGCAGAGGAGAUGAAUGCAGUGAUUGAGGAGAGGGAUGCCGCCAUAUCCAAAUGCAAAUGCUUAGAGCAGGAGCUUCAUCAUCUGAAAGAGCAGAGCCAGACUUCGGCAAACAACAUGAGACAUCUGACUGCCGAAAACAAUCAGGAACGUGCUCUGAAGGCUCAGUUACUAUCCACCCAACAGGAGAGAGACAGCGCCCUGCAGCAAUCUAAAAAAUUAGAAGAUGAAAUCCAGACUCUUCAUGUUUAUUACAGUUUACACAAGUCUUUGUCACAAGAGGCCAGCUUGAAAGAGCAGUUUCAAAGCACUCUGAGCACCUAUGAAGACGCUCUCCACUCCAAAGAGGGUAUUGUGUCACUCGCCAACCUCCACAAUGACCAGCUCAUCACCCAGCUGCAGCUUGCCCUCUCGGAGCGUGCAAACAUGGAGGCCCAGCUCCAACAGUCCUUGGAGGCCCAAAAAGAGGCUAAUGAAAAAGUUCAAAAGUUGGAGCGGCUGGUAGAUGUGCUGAGGAAAAAGGUUGGAGCGGGGACUGUCAGGACGGUGAUCUGAUUGAAAGGUCGAGUCUAGGGAUGUGGUCACAUCUGGUGACCAGGCUGCUCCGUUUACCACUGUGUAAACACUGAAGCCUUAACUCAGCAAACAGUUGUUAGAAGUGGUGCACUCAGACGACAUUCCAAGCAGAGAUCAAACUGAAUCAUAAAUGUUUAACCACUCUGCUGCUGAGUUGUGUUAUUUAAGCAAAUUUAUUUCCUUAAACAUUCGUUAUUUAAAUUGUAUUUCUUUAUUUAGCUCUGCCUAUUAUAAAGAACACGGUCUACUUAUUAUUUGUGGCCAGCUUUAAUGGAAACUUUUCCAUGUGCAGUUAUGAACUGUGUAUCACAAAUGGACUUAAUUCAGACUGAUAACUAUAUUUCUUUGCUCACUUAACCCAUUUCGCUCCAUUUCUGGUAAGUCUUCUCCUGAGUUAUAAAUAUGACCUUUUGGCUAGCGUAGAGCUUUAAAUUGUCCAGUGCAAACCAUAUUUGUCAAGCUAGGAAUGAUGUUCAUUGAGAAACUUGCAGAAUUCACUUGUUGCCAUGUGUUUUUUUUUUUUGUUUUGUUUUUACAAAAAAUGCAUAUUUAAAAAAUAAAUCUGUUUCUAAAAUGUUAGUUCUAUAAUCUGCACUGCUCUUGGAACAUAGAAGAAAUGGUUGUAUAAACAGCUGUUUAGAUAAAGGGGAGUUAUGCCCAUCAGAGCUGAUACUGGUGCUGAGGGCACUUCUCUAGUUUGAAUGAGAGGGCAGUAAAGAUAGGACAGGGUUCUACUGUAAUUGUUAUGUUUUUAUUGUUAUACUACAGAUAGAUACUUUCCCAUUAAAGUGAGCUAUGCCACACAAUUCUGUCAAAUUGAUAUUGACAAAUAUUAUUAUUUUCUACAGACAAAUGCAUAUAUGUUAUUGGAUCAGACCUAACUGAGCCAAAAUAUAGAGCUUCACGUACUUUUGAUAAACUUAAUCUGCCUUUAUAUAUAUAUAUAUAUAUAUAUAUAUAUAUAUAUAUAUAUAUAUAUAUAUAUAUAUAUAUAUAUAUAUAUAUAUAUACUUUUUUUUUACCCCCCGGAGUUGUUUAUUAUGUCUUCUCUGGCUACUGCAACACAAACGCUUCCCCCAGUGAUCACAAAGCAUUUACCACCGUGCUAACUUUCCAUCAUUGUGAAGCAAAAAUCCAACAGGCAAUGUUACUAAAUCAGCAAGAAACAACUAUGGUAAAUGCUGAAUCUCAUUGUAUAACGUAUUGAGUUUGUUUGAAGCUUUGUAAAAUAAACGUUUCAAAUGUUAACAGUGGUAAAUACUUUGUGAAUAUGGCUUUAUAUUUGGUAGAUCAAGCAUAACUGUAUAGCCUAUACAAUCUGUAACUGUUUAAAAUGUCUGUUUGGAUUGUGAUUUUUAUAUUUUAAUAAACUAUUUGCUUAUGGA
Molecule: messenger RNA, 3475 nt
Organism: Acipenser ruthenus (sterlet)
Lineage: Eukaryota; Metazoa; Chordata; Actinopteri; Acipenseriformes; Acipenseridae
Product: mirror-image polydactyly gene 1 protein
Exons: 15
Coding region: 618-2069 (483 amino acids)
Source: RefSeq, a predicted model, not a curated record